GAGUUGACAGUUUUAGACCUGGACACUGACGAAGACGAAGACGAAGAUGAAGAUGAAGAGCAGUGACUGACUUUCACCCUGACUUCCUGUCUGUGUUGCAGACUGACGGCUGAUUUUCUACGGCGAUCGUUUGACACUCUCCGUCUGUCAACUCCUGGACCCCCGCCCCCCCCACCUCCCCCCGUCUGAUUACUAACAGAAGAACGAUGUUGUGGGCCGCGGUGUGUGGGCUGCUGGCCUGUGUGGCCCUGUCGUCUGGAGCGCUGACUUCUUCUAACGAGUCGCUCUCUGCUCCCAGGAUCUUCCUCUCCUUCAAAGAGUUGAAGUCGACCGGCACCGCUCACCACUUCUCCUUCCUGCUCAACUCCACCGACUAUCGCAUCCUUCGCAUGGACGAGGACCACGACCGCAUGUACGUGGGCAGCAAGGACUACGUCCUGUCUCUGGACCUGCACGACAUCAACAAGGAGCCGCUCAUCGUGAGGACAAACGGCUCACAGUUGAAGUCGACCGGCACCGCUCACCACUUCUCCUUCCUGCUCAACUCCACCGACUAUCGCAUCCUUCGCAUGGACGAGGACCACGACCGCAUGUACGUGGGCAGCAAGGACUACGUCCUGUCUCUGGACCUGCACGACAUCAACAAGGAGCCGCUCAUCUUUUUGUUUUCCUCUCAGGGAGAGUGCGGUAACUUCAUCCGUCUGAUCGAGCCCUGGAACCGGACCCACCUGUACGUGUGUGGGACGGGGGCGUACAACCCCAUCUGCACCUACGUGGAUCGAGGACGGAGGUCACAGGGGUCCCACUACCUACAGGCCCCCCAGGCCGGAGGGAGAACCAGUCGGGCGGCAGACCUCGGCACGACCUCAGAACACUUGGAGGCCAAGGUGGGCAGGAGAAACAUUCCUAAAGUCUGGCGCCACCUGGAUUGUGUUUUCAGAUCCACAGACGGCGAGCUGUACGCAGGCGUGUACAUCGACUUCAUGGGCACGGACUCGGCCAUCUUCCGGACCCUGGGGCAGCAGACGGCCAUGAGGACGGACCAGUACAACUCCAGAUGGUUGAACGAUCCCACCUUCAUCCACGCUCACCUCAUCCCUGACAGCAACGAGAAGAACGACGACAAGCUCUACUUCUUCUUCCGCGAAAAAGCCUCGGAGAUGGGCCAGAGUCCGAUGACCCAGUCCAGGAUCGGACGGAUCUGCCUGAACGAUGACGGUGGACACUGCUGUCUGGUCAACAAGUGGAGCACAUUCCUGAAGGCGCGGCUCAUCUGCUCGGUUCCAGGGACCGAUGGCAUGGAGACGCACUUCGAUGAACUCAGGGACGUGUACAUCCAGCCGACCCAGGACACCAGGAACCCUGUCAUCUACGGAGUCUUCUCAGUGUCGGGAGCCGUCUUUAAAGGCUCAGCAGUCUGCGUCUACUCCAUGGCCGACAUCCGUAUGGUCUUCAACGGACCUUUCGCCCACAAAGAAGGACCCAACUACCAGUGGGUGGCGUACACUGGAAAGAUCCCGUACCCACGACCUGGAACUUGUCCCGGGGGGACGUUCACCCCCAACAUGAAGUCCACCAAGGACUACCCUGAUGAAGUGAUCAACUUCAUGAGAAACCACCCCACCAUGUCCAACCCUAUAUACCCGGUGCACAAGCGCCCUCUGGUGGUCAGAACUAACGUGGACUAUGAGUUCACCACCAUCGCUGUGGACCAAGUGACGGCUGCUGACGGGAGCUACGAGGUUCUGUUCCUGGGGACAGAUCGAGGGACCGUCCAGAAGGUGAUCGUUCUGCCCAGAGAUGAUUUACAGACGGAGGAGCUGGUGCUGGAGGAGGUGGAGGUCUUCAGGGUGCCAACCGCCAUCACCACCAUGAAGAUCUCCUCCAAGAGACAACAACUCUACGUUGGCUCGGUCCUGGGCGUGACCCACUUGGCGCUGCAUCGCUGUGAUGUGUAUGGAGAGGCGUGCGCCGACUGCUGUCUGGCCAGAGACCCGUACUGCGCCUGGGACGGAAAAUCCUGCUCCAGAUACUCAGCAUCACAGAAGAGAUGUCCGUUUAGACGGAGCCGUCGUCAGGAUGUCAAGUACGGCAACCCCAUCCGCCAGUGCAGAGGUUAUAACUCCAAUGCGAACAAGAAUACACUGGAGACGAUUCAGUACGGAGUAGAGGGAAGUACUACGUUUCUGGAGUGCCAGGCCCGGUCUCCUCACAUGUCUCUGAAGUGGCACCUGCAGAAGGAGAACAGCGACAGGAGAAAGGAGAUUCGAUCUGAAGGUCGGAUCUUGAAAACCGACCAGGGUCUCCUGAUCCGCUCCCUUCAGUCCUCCGACGGCGGCAUCUACCAGUGCACGUCCACGGAGAAGAACUUCAAACACACGCUGGUCAAACUGCAGCUCGUGGUCCUUUCCAGCCGCACGGUCAACAACGUGUUGGUGGGGACGGGUAACCCGGCCCUGCCCCCCCUCCAGUCCAGCGCCUGGACUCCGAGCGCCGGCCAGUACAAGGACCUGCUGACCAUCCUGAGCCAGCCGGAGAUGGGUCUGAUCAACCAGUACUGCCAGGACUACUGGCAGAUCGGGGACGGCACCUUUCCGGACGGCAAAGCUAAAAGUCUGAAGGAGCUGAAGGAGCAGAAGAAGCCGCGCAACCGCCGGCAUCACGACGAGCCCACGACUCCGGCUGAGACAUGAGGAGCCGGACGCGCCCGUACUGUCAUCCUCAAACAUCUUGUCUACCUGUUCUCACAACCUCCUCGUCACUGCUGCCAUCCAUGUAGUGAAGAAGACCGCAGACGAGUCCUAGAAACAUCAACACCUUCAUGAUGAACACGAGAAGCACAGCGACCCAGAGCCACAGCAUCAGAACUCUCUCUCUGUAACUGUUGAAAAAUCACAAUAUUUAUUGUAGGUUGUAAAAAGUAAUUCUUUGUACGUAUCUAGAAAACAUGUUUUUUGUGAAUAGGUCAAUCUGUGCAAAUAUUGUUGUUAUUAUUAUUAUUAUUAUUAUUGUUAUCGUUAGUGACAUUUCUUUAUAACGAUGUGGCGUUCGGUCCGAGACGUCUUUACGUUUGAUGUUUGGAGACGUGACAACCAAAUUCCAAGACUGGGGAUCCAUCCACACAUGGACGAGGACGGUGUUCACAGACCGUGACCACGUUGGAUCACAUGACUGCAGGCAGUGUUCGGUGUCUAAGCUGAAAGAGGAAGUCAGGACUUCAUGGACCGUCUCAAACUUCCUGUUUCUUUCACCAAAACCACACGUUUGUCCUGCGCUGCAGGAUGGGAGCUGUUGACGGUGCAAUUCCUGGGACAUGUUUGCCCACAGACUGCAACUGAUGCACUGUAUUUGUGAAUGAGGGGCGGGGGGUUUUCGGGGGCAGACCUCUUCCUCUGCCGUCCGACCCCGCCUCCUGUAGGAAAACUUCAUCGUUCGACCCGGAUUCUUCCAACAUCAGUUGCUGCCAAGUGUUCGUUUUUGUUCAUCUGUGAAUAUCACAUCUGAGUGUCGUGUAUCCUGAACCGGCGCGAUCGCUGCGAUACCCUGUCCUUCCACUGGGAGGAAGAAUCUUGCGACGACACAGGCUCUGACCAGACUAACGCCGCCCCCUAGUUCCAGCAGGCAGCUACUGUCAGUUUGUGACACUUGGUGAAAAAGAAAAAAAAAAAAGUUGUCGUGGGAUUAUCGUCGUAGGUCGUUCAUUUACUUUGCUAAAGGAUCAGUUGAGGUGAAGCUUCCAUUCCUGCCACUUCUCUGCCGAACGACAGACGGAAAUCCUGUCUGGCCAAAUUCACCGGUCGACACUCGGUUCAGUCAGCGUCGUGACAAACUCCCUGUUAACUCUCGUCCAGUUUGUUGCGUUAACUGUGUGGGACCGUGCAGUGUUGACAGUGUUCACAGUCACCAAACCCAGGCCAGCGGACCUCUCAGUGUACCACCACCAUCAAGCUUUCUUCUGCCGCGCCUGAAGAGGAGCCUGAGAGCCCAGUCCUCAGCAGGUGCUGGUCCUUGUGCAUGGCAUGUACAGCGUAUGUAACAGGUGUUUGUCUAAAAAUGCUACUUUAACGUGGAUGUCAGUGAAUGUCUUUCUCAGUGUGGGAUUAUGAAAAUACUAUCGGUGCAAAAAUCUGUGUUCACGCGUUUUAGAAGAGUGUGAAAUUCAGACGGUGUAAAAAAGGGUUCGAUGGUGAUUUAAAAAGAUUCUCUCUCCCGUUCUCUCCUUCUCUCCUUUUUCUUACAAAUGUGCGACACAAAUUAGUUUUUAUUUCACACAAUGCAUCUAUUUUUUUUCUUUAUUGGUCAGUUUUUUUUUCUUUCUCCGAGGCAUUCAGUCAGCGUGAUGUACGAUGUAACGCACAGUCGAUGUUUUAACGAUGACUUGUAAAAAGUUACUUUUCUCUUCCUCAUCAAUGUUGCGGACUAAUAAAUUAAAGCUCUAUAUUUUAUAAUAA
Messenger RNA from Cynoglossus semilaevis (tongue sole), 4451 nucleotides. Its product is annotated as semaphorin-3F. Bases 207 to 2693 code for a protein of 828 amino acids. Gene Ontology annotation, cellular component: plasma membrane. Gene Ontology annotation, biological process: neural crest cell migration; axon guidance; positive regulation of cell migration. Lineage: Eukaryota; Metazoa; Chordata; Actinopteri; Pleuronectiformes; Cynoglossidae. The record is from RefSeq and is a predicted model, not a curated record. The transcript has 18 exons. Gene Ontology annotation, molecular function: chemorepellent activity; semaphorin receptor binding.